Diaporthe amygdali is the source of this 1518-nucleotide messenger RNA. RefSeq lists its product as uncharacterized. The transcript has a single exon. Lineage: Eukaryota; Fungi; Ascomycota; Sordariomycetes; Diaporthales; Diaporthaceae. The record is from RefSeq and is a predicted model, not a curated record. The coding region runs from base 1 to 1518 and encodes 505 amino acids.
AUGCAGCCUUUUACCCACUCUCGACCACUGGGGAAUUUGGAAGUCUUUUUCAAGAAACUUGCUGACCUUGGAGUGACCCUUGAACGGGAACACUGGGCUGUCCAUCUUGCUCUGAGCUUGCGAGUGUCGGAUACCAUCAACCUUUCGCCCUAUCUUCAAAGGGCUUGGCAAGAAGUUCGCCGCCAUUAUCCAGCUAUUGGCUCCAUAAUCUGCCCUGCUCAAGAAGUGGGGGUCGAAGAGGAGUGUGAUGUCCUUAAGCGAGAGAUUCUGACUCUCCCUGUUUGUGAGGCUGCGCUCUGGAGCGAGGACACCUUUUUCGUUCAUGACAAUGAAAAGAAUGCAGAUAGUCUGUUUUGUUGUCUUCGACCAAAGCCAACAGCAACCUGUCACUGGCUACCUCAGUCGUCUCAGGUCGUCAUCCGCUCCUCGCACUGGCGCCUAGAUGGUAUUGGGAUGGCCAAACUUGGCCACGUCUUUCUGGCCAAGCUGGCGGAGGUCUUGCGGAUAGAGCCAGGCAAUGUCUCGCUUGGUGUGUCCACGACAAAUUUGCCCACCAACCAGCCGCUGCCACACAGCAUCGAGAACUUGGCUCGUAUUUGGAUUGAUAAACAGAGUGCGGAAGCAACUACAUUGCAAGAUCAGAGCAGCGCACACACUCUCCGCCUUGAAGCCGGCGCGGACGCCCUAGUCGGCGAGUUUCUCCGUGGUGUGCCGAGCAUUGGCCUACCUACUCGGACCAACUCCGCCACAGUGCCUCCAGGCGCCAGUCAACGCGUUGAAACCCGACUCAGCGUCUCGGAGACGGGGGAGAUCACGGAAGCCCGUCGAGCCAAAAAUCUCAGCUUUACGGGCACGGUUCAUGCCGCCAUAGUGCGCGUCACUGCGAGAUUUCCUCAACACUCCCUCGCUGAAUCAUAUGCUGCAUUCUUCCCCGUGGACCUCCGUCAGUCUAUAGUAUCAGCAGGUGCCGCUAGCGAAGACCAGCUCAUGAUUGGGCUCUACUUCUCGGGGCUGCCCAUUUGCGUGGGAGGAGUGGUCCCGGGCGAAGAUGGCGAGGCAAAGGCUUUUGAAGAGAUCGCCCGCGAGAUGACCGCUGUUUACAACAGGGAUUUGACCGCUUUUUGGAAGGGUCCCGAUGGGAAGCAAGUCAGCUUGAUGGAGCUGGCUGAGCCAUAUCUGCAGAGGACGACUGUACUUUUCAACACUCCAGUCCCCGAUGGCCAUCCACUGAUACAAACGCCUGAUUUGAGCGGGCUUGGAAAAUUCGAGACUUACUUAAAAAGAGAUUAUCAAUCCCUGUCAGAUCCCUUGGCCCCCAAAGUUGAGGUAGCUGAUGUGUGGAUUGGCACGGAGAUGCUUAACAGAUGUGUACAAUUCCAUGUCUGGAGCUGGCGAGAUGAGUUACGACUGGGUGCCUCUUUCAAUCAGAGCUUCUAUGAGAAGUCCUUUGUGGUAGAAUUGUUGGAUCAAAUUAUGGAGGAGCUUUUCAGAGGCCUGGAAAUACGAGGCCACCAUUAA